GCCUGGCGAGCUUGGUGGAUUAUCCGGUCGUGAUCACGGUUCGCGUAUAGUGCCAAUCGCUGAUUAAAGGGUUUAUCCGCACGAUCGCAAUGGAGGGAUGAUUGGAAUCGGUGCGUGCGAGGAAUGUGGUGUUCUCGCGCGUUUAUCGUAAUUAGAUACAUUUGCGAGUUCAUAAGGGUAGAAAGUAUAUUAUUGACGUGAGGAGGCGGUGGCACGGCCAUGGCGCUAGUGUGUUGCCAGCAUUGAACGGUAGAUGUCGCGCCGUUCGUCGCGGUCCACCCUGCCGUUGGAAUGCUUUCGAGUUGUCAACGAGCGGUGUUCGCGGUUUUCGCGUUUAUCAGGACACUCUGGACAAUCCAAAUUAAAUCCAUACACGUGCACUGGAAUUACUGAGGACUCGUUGAGACCUGUACAACGUCUACAGGGAGGCGUGUGGCUGGAUAUCAAACAUCCCGUGACCAUUAACCAUCGGUACACAGUGUUGUUGUGUGGCAAACGGUGCUUCCGGGGAAUUUAAUAAACGUUCCAUUGAUUCCUGGUGACUCUCAGAACUACAUGGAACGUAUUUAAGUUUUGUAAAAGUCCAGAGUCAUCUUUAGUUUGUUGACAGUGACCUCGCGAGUUGCUAGUAAAACGGAACACGGGAGUGUCGGCCACCAUUUUGGGUGCGCGAGGUUAUUUGGCUCUUCGUUGCACAUUGACGAUUUUCACCAGUGAAAAGGAUCAGCUUUUAUCUUAUAACGUGUUAUAUUUUAUUUUGAUAUAUUGUGCUACUUCGAUCCAGUGUUUAGUGAACAAAUUCGGGAAUUUCUAUAAGCUGUUAAUCAGCACUUUACAGAGAUGAAUAUCUUUCCACCCCUUGAGUGUUAAGCUGGCUCCGCAGUCAGCUGGUCGCUGUAGUUGGGCGUCGUUAUUCGGAAGGAAGACACGUAGGCUGUUUUCAUCAGUGCCAAUAUUGUACACAGUGAUCAAUUAUUAUAUACGGAUCAUCCGUAGUGCUUGUCCCUUCUUCUUUAUUUACUUCUGUAGUUCGAUAAUCGGUUUUCAAUGCGCGUCGGAUUUCGUCGUCAGCGAUUACGUUGUAAAUGCGAGUGCCGUGGGAUAAGUGCUGCUAAACGAAAGGGGCUUAUUUUUCAAGUGUCAUCGACCUCGUUUCUCGACGAUCUAUGUACCACAUGUCGCGUAGAUCUACGUUGUGAAUGCAACUUAAUUGUUUGUCGCCAGGAACAAAGAACACGUAACGAUACAGACACGUAUCCUGAGACAAGAAUCAACUGAGUAAUGGCACUGGGAUGUGACACGAAACGGAUUGUGAUAGUCAAUAAAAGUGCAAUAAAUAAAAAUAUAAGACGGAUCAGGACGCAGAUGGCGACGUCAGACGUCUCGGUGUAAAAUACGAACGGAGUGUUGUACGACGUCAAGCAGGAAAUAUGCAAAAUCGGAAUUACAGGUGUCUAGUAUUUUUUAGAAAUUUAAAAAAUCUUUUUCGUUCACAAAAACAUUUUGUUAUGCCGGAGUCUCUACCAUGAGAACACCCUGGACACCUAGGGAACACGAGGUUCUCUAUCAAGCAAGUCGAUGUUGGUUGCUUGCUGGAUCAUCAUUGUGGAAUCCAAUACGAGAAAGCAUCGCGACGCAUUCGCUUCUUCGAGCUAGACGUCAAUAAAAAGUAUUCAUGAUGGUUUUAUCAGUAUCACUAUUAAAGGAGGAUAAACGCUGACUCCUGAAGUAUCACCAGAGUGUGAUUGUCCAGGUAUCGCAGUUCACUUCUAUUUACAUUAAGCGAAUAUCAUUGCGAUUUUCAUUUGUCGGGAUUACUUGUAAUUAAUCACGAUUCGAUAUCACAGUGCUCGUAUAUUCAUCAAGAGUGAAGCGUCGUUAUUUGUGGAUCAGUGUUGUACAGUGAAUCUUAUCGUUUAUCACAAUACCGAAGGAUUAUCGCGUCCAGGAUACGUCGCGACGCAUCAAGAAACGAUAUACCAUCUUAGGCGUAUCUCCCAAUGGACUUCAGGUACCGGCUGCUAAUUUACAUCCCACCGGAUGGACCAUGGUGAAGUCAAGGCCUUUACUAUCUAGAGAAUACCUGGCAUGCGUAGGCUGAAGGAGGCACCAAGUGGCGAGUGCAGCAGAGGUGGGACUGCGAGUUUAGGGGUUGCUACCCCUAGUUUAGGGGUGGCUGCUAACGGUACGAGAAUCUUCCUCGAGGAAGGCCUCGUCGCCCUUGUGCGGAUCGAGGGCCGGUGAGCACCGGCACGGGGCGAGCACCCCUAUUGUCACGUUCAGCGACCGAAAACCCUCCCUUCGGCAACCGUAAACGAACAACAGAACAGAUGUCCUGACAGCGGGCCCCGGGCCACCAGGAUGCCGACGGACGACGACUAUGGCCGAAGAGAACGUCUCCUGUUGCAUCAGCACGCCACAUCGCAAUACGAGAGCCAGUCGCCAUCACCGGCGCCAGGAUCAGUCGGCGGAAGUAGCAGCGGAAGUUCGGCAGGCCAGGUCGCCCCGGGUACCCAGCAGGACAGAUCGACGGGCACGGGGUCAAGUAAUGUCCAGGAACGUGUUACCGAGCACGUGGAAAGCUCCUACGGGGGAAGAACGUGCGCGGAGAAACCUGAUGAGAAUAAUCGUGGACAGUACGUCGCAUCUCAUCAGUACCAGAGACAGAAUGGACCUGGUGAACGAUAUUGCAGGUAUGUCCAGGACAAGCCUGAGUCCUGCAGCUCCAUGGAGUCAAGUAGAUUCCAGCAGGUCGACGUACGUCCGGACGGGGAUUACACGAGUGCACCAGGUAUGCUGUCUACGUCGACCUCGAAUCCGUUCUCGUCGGAGACGUUCCCGUCGCCGCCUUCACCGGCGCCAGCCAACGACCGCUUUAUACCGCCACCCCCAUUAUCGCCGACCCCUAGCGAGAAGUACGCCUCAAGUCAGAGCCUUGCUGGCUUUGGCUCUGCUGAUCGAAUGCUCCCACCUGGUUCACCCGGGGCCAGAGAUCGCUUUGGGACCGCUCCAGCAUCUCCCAUGCCUUCAUCCAAGGAUCGUUUCGCAUCCGCCGAGCGACUCCUGGUUAAUGCAUCGCCGAUUCAUGAGCCCAAGGAUCAGCAGCGAUACUCCGCUACAUCCUGUGGAUCACCGAUCAUGGCCGCUUUACAAUCUGACCGCUCCUUCGUCUCAUCCAAGGACUCUGGAAGUUGCAGAUACGCCAUCUCCACGGACAGACUCCUGUCAUCCUCGCCGAUACACGCACCGGUGCCUGAGAGGUUCGCCAGUAAGAGCGAACGCUUCCUGGCGGAGUCUUCCAUCCACGAGAGGUACCUCAGGCAAGACCCAGGACACCACGAGAGGUUCUCGACAAUCUCAAGCACCGAGAGGUUUCUUUCGAGUUCGCCAAAUCCCGAGGGUGCGCACCAGAGGUACUCCUCGACAGAGAGGGUCCUGGUGCCGUCUUCAGCCGCGGAUCAGAGCUCCCAGACACAGAGGCGAUUCUCUAGCACGGAGACCCGAGGGAUCGAGUCUCUAUGCGGAAAGUACAGUCAGGAACGAUCUGAAAGGUGUUCCAGUAGUUCGCCAGCACCUAGUGAAUACGCCGCCAGGUUCGCUGCCUUCCAGGAUAGCCUGGCCUCGCAGCAGAGAUUCGUCACUGCCGACAGAUACGCCGAUCUUCAACGUUACGGACCCAGCAGAGGUGUUCCCGACCGUUUCGUAUCCACGGAGAGGUUCCUGGCUGUCUCGUCCCCAGGACACGACAGACUCGGUACCAACGUCUCCACCGAGAAUCGUUACUCCACUUCUUCCGAACGACUCCUGUCCUCCGCGUCGCCAUCAUCCGAAACAGGAAGGUACCACGUGUCCACCGGUACCAACGACCGGUUCUCCCUGUCUCCUACCCCGGAAGCUAACAUCUCCAGGUUCGGUCAGAACGGGUCAAAGGUCAGCGAGAAAUACCUGGCCGUGUCGAAAUCCAUUCAGAGCUACAACACUGGCGACAGGUAUCAAGAUCAAUUCGACAGAACCAAUCAUCAGGAGCGUUACAACCGCGACUCUGGACUGGAUAGGUUCUCCAGUCAGGAUCCUCGAUUUUCCGGAAACGAUCGCUUUCAUGGAAACCCCGAGCGAUACUCGCCGGCCCGCAGCACUGCGGACAAGUACCUGUCUCUACCGAAGCCUAAGGAUCGCUUCAGUUCGGCUGGUAGAAUAGUGUCGACGUCAUCAGCGAGCUACGUACCCCCUACGGCGCACACCCCCGUAGAACGUUACGUGCCUCAGCCACCUCCUGAGAUACUGUACCCCGAGAGAUACGUCGACCGAUACGUACCACCUGCGGCACACACACCUACGGAUAGGUACGUGCCUGCGGCUGAUCCUGGGGAUCCUUACAUGAGAAGAGACUUGGGCUUUCAUCAUCAUUAUCGGCUACCACCCCCGGGCUACCCUUAUCAUCAGUCCCAUUAUCGGUUUCGUGGAUUCGCCUAUGCCUCACCCGGAAGACUAGGCGGAAGUCCUGGUUCCAGCAGCUCCAGUAGCUCGACUUCCGCCCAGCGUGAAUUUGCCACGUCGCCUUUACUCAGACCCAAAGUGCGAACUACCCCCGUUGAAUUUAACACGGGAAGACACAUGACCACCGGAAGUACACCGGUCUGCUGUACGGAAGCCGCUGCCACUCCCAAUCAUAGGGUUUGCUGUGCUCCCGUUCGAAGAUCCAUGCCGCCAGAGGCGCUGCCUUCCAUACCGACGCAGACUUCACAUUCCUCUUGGCAACCAUCUCCCAGCUCUGGGACUACAGGUACGUCCACUGUCUCGUCAACUGGUCCAGAUGUCGAGACGACUUCGCAGAGCAUUGGCAUGUACCCCGUCGGCGUCGGGAGCGCCGCGACGUCGACGGAAACGCCGACGACGCCACCGAUCACCACGACACCACCCGUGCCUUUGACUACUACCGGCGGUCUUACCGGCAUCGGGACGAUCGUCAAUCCAAAUCUUGUCAGGAGCGUCUCGGCGCCUAUGGCGCCUAGACCUGUCAUGCAACCCACCAUGAGCUCUGUUAGUGCGUCGGCUACGCGAAGACCUAGACUUAGGCGGAAUAUGAGUCGAACCGAAGCAGUUCGAAAUUACAUCAAGAGAGAGACUGCUACCUUCUUCGGAGUCGACGAGGAAUCGGAAGCUUUGGAGAGACAGAGAUGGCUUGGACGUCGACGUCGUAUGGCGUCCAGGAAGUACGGUGCGCUACUUCCGGAACAUAGACCACCUGACCCCGACAUCACCAGGGACGUACCGGACUCCACUGAGAUCCCGGAGGGCGUUGUACUAAGAAGAUGGCAGCAACCAGUACGCAGGAAAGAUUCCGUCGCCAGGAUGACCUUAUCAGGACUUCACUACAUGGUUGAGACGCUGACUCGACAAAGGCCACGAGAGAGGUCACAAAUUUAUCCAGAGUCACGAAGUUUUCCAGUAAGUGCCAUUUCCAUGGUUCCCAAAACCUCAUCUUCGUCUACGGAUGCUGGAUUGAACGAAGAGGAAUCCUUUUUUGAGAGACCACCGCCGCCGCCACCACCACCUACACCACCUAGUCAAUCGUCGGUACAGCAAGACACUGCUGCUUCCGGUACCACUGUCAAGGACGAAGAGGUCACUGAUACCGUGAGUGAUCUUCUCGACGCCCCGGUCUCUAGUGAUCGGGAAACAUCUGAAGAGUUGGUCAGAUUCACAACGCCGAAGGACGAUAGGACGUCAAUAGAACAGCAAAUCAGACGACCUCGUGCGAUCUCUAGGGACCACUAUACUUCAAGCAUCCAUUCGUCUCCCACUAACGCAGCACUCUGUCCUGAAGUCCUCAAAGAAAUACAUUACCAGGAUCGAAAUCACCUUGACUUGGACAAGGAUCCUCAGGAAGCUUUUACUCGUCAAACGUCAAGUUGGCGCAGGUCACGGGACGUCCUGGGUCCUGAAGAUGAGGUCACAGGUGGUCUGCAGUACGACGAGCCAGUCAACCUCAGGAGGGAUAUAAACGGCGCCACCAGGAUAUCACCAAGUACCAUCGACAGGGUCUUUGACAACAGCAAUAGACGUCAAUACGGCAUGGGAAUCGUUGGCAGAUUUUUCGGGAGAUCGUUCCGGAAGAGCGUGGCACAUAAACCGGAUGUAAAGAAGCAACUUGACGACAUCGAAGAUCAUCGACCUUACUUCACUUAUUGGAUCACGACCGUUCAGGUCCUCAUACUAAUAAUAUCACUCGCUUGUUAUGGAUUUGGUCCAGUUGGGAUUAAUCUAAACCACAGAUCAGGAUUGGUACUCGUGACCAGUCUUUCGUUGCAACAGGUCGACUAUCAGGAACCUGCAAACUUCUGGAUCGGUCCCAGGGCGGCGGAUCUCAUUCAUCUUGGUGCGAAAUUUGCGCCGUGCAUGAGACGCGAUAUUAAAAUUCUCAAGGAAAUUGAUGUUUGGCGGGAACGAGAGCGCGACACUGCCUGUUGCAUCAGGAACGAUGACUCUGGAUGCGUUCAAUCUAGCAAGGCGGAUUGUUCUGUCCGGGGAUUGAGAUCAACCGUCACGAAUACAAUAUCAACCUGGAAGAAAUGGGGACCUGGAGAUAAUGGACCAGGAGGACGUAUAAGCGGUUCAGUUUGUGGAUUGGAUCCAAAAUUUUGCGACGCUCCAGCAAGCAUAGCGCCAUAUGAAUGGCCAGAUGACAUAACAAAAUGGCCGAUCUGUCGAAAAACAAAUCCCUUCAGUCAGCGUUUUAGUAGCAAGGACGGCGUCCAGCAGGGGAACAAUAAUUUUCCAGUAGGCCGUUACAAGGAUAAAAUGGCGGAGCAUAUGGUCUGUGAAGUCAUUGGUCAUCCAUGCUGCAUCGGUAUCCAUGGAAUGUGUCGGAUCACCACCAAAGAAUAUUGUGAUUUCGUUCACGGUUACUUCCACGAGGAAGCUUCCUUGUGCUCACAAGUCGAGUGCCUCCACGAUGUCUGCGGCAUGAUACCCUUCCUUCAUCCAGAAUGGCCGGAUCAGUUUUAUAGGCUCUUUACCACCAUGUUCCUCCAUGCCGGGAUCCUUCAUCUAGCCAUUACCCUGCUGGUCCAGUACUUCCUUAUGAGGGACUUGGAGAAGCUCACCGGAUCUUUGCGAAUUGCAUUGAUCUACUUCGUGGGUGCACUGGCCGGAAAUCUUGCCAGCGCCAUAUUCGUACCGUACAGAGCAGAGGUGGGACCUGCAGGAGCGCAUUUUGCACUGUUGGCAACACUGGUUGUCGAGGUGCUGCACUGUUGGCCAAUGCUGAAGCAUCCUCGUCGUGCCCUGAUGAAGCUAAUAAUGAUCUUGCUGGGUCUUCUGAUCCUGGGUGUCCUACCAUGGAUAGAUAACUACGCCCAUCUAUUUGGCUUCAUCUUCGGCUUCCUGGCCGCUUACGCCCUAAUGCCUUUUAUCUCUUUCGGCCAUUACGACCGUCGUCGCAAGAUCCUCCUGAUCUGGGUCUGCAUGAUCCUCAUAGUUGGCUUGUUUGCCCUCCUCCUCACGCUGUUUUACAACGUGCCCGUCUACGAGUGCGAGGUCUGCAAACUCUUCAACUGCGUCCCCUUCACCAGGGACUUCUGCGCCUCCCAGAACAUCAACUUCAAACGCGAGGAACCUGUAUGACACACGGGGCCGCGGUUCCAAGUCGAGCGCCAAGUACCGUUCGGCCCCCUCUCGCCCGCUCGUCAACCUAACCACGAUAAUCAACCAUCUCUAGACUUUGACCAUCUUCUUGGAGUUGUGGAUACCGCCAGGAAUCUUAUUUGGCCUGUGGGACUCCUCUGUAUAAGUUACUGCACCAGACAUUGCAAUUGGAUCUGUCAUCUAUCCUAGAGAAAGGAUUUGUUUUGAUAUCAAACAAGAACCGGAUGCUCUGCUUCGAGGACUCAGGCUUAACCGCAUCCUGGGUUUUUUGGAUCACAUUAGUCUGAAUGGAUGUCUAUAGCAAUCUGUGCGUGUACAAGAGAUGAAUAAAGAUCACGCCCUAACAAAGCUUGUCGCAUACUGCCAAUCGAAAAAACAUUAAACCGCGUCGUUGGACGUUGAAUAAGAAUGCCUUAAAAUUAACCGAUCGCUCUACCGGUUACAUUAUGACGGAUCGCCGUGAAUCCUCCAGGUACGUGGUGAAUCGUCACGCUCGGGGAAUUGUAAAUAUUAGAUAUAUACUGAUUAUGCGAAUCGAAGCGACGAUCACAACUGUCGAUUCGGCGAUCGUGCAUUCUCUGGAGACUCUUCUUAUCGCGACGUGAAUACGAGGAAGAACGAGACGGACUUCUUGUUGAUGAGACUGUGCAAGAAGAUGACGCUUAUGUUAAAGGAGACAAAGAGGAGAAGCAAAGAUAUUAAAUACGAAAGACAUUAAAAUGUACAUAGCUGAUGCCUGUCACGCCUAUGACAGAGAAUUAACGUGUAGGCGAUAGAGGGACUUUCAAAGGUGCACGCGUCACGCGAAAGUGUUUGCGAUUAAAUAAAAUAUUGUCACUUGUGAUUUAGGAGUUAGUUUCUCUCUUUUUUUUUUUUAAAUCGUUCCGUCACGACGAACACGAAGAGUCCUCAAUGGGACGUUGAUGCCGAAGACUUGUGAGCUUACACUUAAACGGACUACCAAGAACACGAGAGAGACUUAAAAAAAAUGUUUAAAUCGCGUGUGCCCUAACGAAAUGAUUUUAAAGUAAAAGAAGGUGAAGACGAUGACGCGGACUAUAUUUAAAGAAAAUUAACUGUGCGUCAGUAGACGAGGAGUGAUUUCAAAUCAAUUUUUAUAUGUGGGAUAAAAGAAAGUCGAGAUAUCAGAACUCUUAAUUAAUUAAUUGGAAUUGUACAUAGAAGAAAACGUAAAUGUGGAUGACGAUGAUGAUAAUGAAAAUACUCAUGAUAUUCGCAUAGACGCGUGAACGACAGGUGGAAAACGUGUUGAUCGAAUAACACGUUUAAUUCACCAAUGCGCGUAAAAUACGUUGUACACUUACGGUCCGUUCAUUAAACAUGGGACUUAAUUAUCGUACCAUUGUGAAUGUGUAUUUUAUUAUAAACGAGCAUGUAAAUGUACGCGCGAAAAUGACGGCGCGUCGUCAGAGAGAGGAGAACGUAGUCCGUGCCCGGAACGCCAGCGAUUGUCAGUUAUCGAUGAAAUUACCGCUAAAGCAUUUAAUUAUAAUUAAACGACGAUUACCGAUUGUCGGUGAAUUAUAUUGACAGGGAGAAUCGGAUUGAAAAUGUGCCACGAUGGAAAUCACGAAGAGAAAACCCAUAACGUUUAUAUUAUACUGGGUGUAUAUUGUAAAUUAUGGCGAGGCUCGUCGACGACAGUGGCGCGAUCUUGCGGCAAAAAAAAUUAUUCAAUUUAAACUUUCAAAUUCAAUUAAUUUUAAUUCAAGCAACUAGCUGUAGUCUCUCUAGAUAUGAAUAUCAUGAAAAUCAACAAAACAUCAUUACUGUCCGAUUCAAAUUGGACUUAGCGGUUUUUCCUAGAUUCAAAUCAACAAACAAACAAUCAUAAUCAAGAUGGCAGAUAGAAUUUCUCUUAUCGCAAGGUCCGGGCGGUUGUCGAUCAGCAGGAAUUCUCUUAUAAGACUAAGUAGAAGCGUAAGGAUAAACAUUAUUAAUUAAACGACGUAAUACGGAUACAAUUAACGAGACAUUGCGCGCUGCCCUUUUAUAAAUCCUCCAACGUGCAUAAGCUCUUUCGCGUCGCCCACUUCUCCACCCCAAAAAACAAAUUCCAUCCAAUUCAUAAAGAAAAAACAUUCAAAAUACAAAAGUUUGCCAAAAAAAGUCGUACCAACCUAUUAAUAUUCACAACUCGUAAUCUCAUAAAUUAAAUGCUAGUCAUCAGUCUAACUUUUCUUCUUGUUCAUCUUUUUUUUAUUUUAUCAGACAUGUCUGACUGGUUUGCGCGCGAAAGAGUUGCCAUUUGAAUUUCUCACGCUGACACUGGCUCCACGAAUGACACAUUCCUCGGCUGCACUCAAUAAUGGAAUAUAGAGAAUCGAAGUGAAGAAGAUUUUAAACCGUGAACAAUGUAAAUCCUCGACAACACGAAAACACUCCUCGCACACUCAGAUAAUUCAUAGUAAUAAUCACAUGUGAAUAUUGGACACGUCCCCACUGUAUAACAGAGUACACUGAAUAUGAAUACGUGCAAGAGUAAGAAGGACCGCGUGUGUUGCGUGCAUAUAGUAUAUGUAUACCUGUAUACAAAUUGUGUAUACACGUACGCACGAGAGAGAAACAGAGAGAGAGAGAGAGAGAGAGAGAGAGAGAGAGAGAGAGAGACAGGAACAUACAAACGCAUACAACUACACGACCGUAUACUAAACUUAACAAUAUUACGUAAUAGUACCUACGUAUGCAGAUACAUACUAUCGUAACGAUUAUUAUGAUUAUUAUGAUUAAUUGAUAUUACUUACAGAGUAAUCACACCUUCGUAAUUAAACCGAUUAAAGAGGAAAAAAAAGGGAAACGAAAAGACAUAAGACGUGCUACCAUAUAUAACGUUAUAUAUUAUAUAUGAUGCAUUCGAAAACUUUGUGAUAACCGAUUACACACAUUUUUUCGGGUUACGACGUGAGGCGAACGUGGCAAUUGUCGGCAAGUAACGUAUUGUUAUUAUUGUAAAUGUGUCAUAUACAUAGCAUGCAUAAAACGAAUGAAACAACAAAAAAUAAAUAAAUUGACAAACCUUCGAUAUUUCCAUACCGAUCGCGACGAGGUGGAAUGUUCUGUUGAAUUUUUUGUUCUUAUUUUCUUUCUUUUUGAAAUUCAGACCUGGGCAAGCGUGACAGGUGACGAGAAAAAUAGCGGCAUGGAAAGUUAAAUGUUUAAAAAAAAGAAAAAAGAGAGUAAAAGAUUGUCACGGAACUAAGUAUUUGCGUAAUGGGAAGUAAGCUGAGAUUUCAAUUGAAAAUUUUGUAUUGCGCUACUACGUGAAUAAUUCUCAUGCUGUAAUUUAUUGUAGGAUUUGGAUAUCUUGUUUACAAUCGAAUUUCGAGGUGUUAACGAAAUAAAUGGAACGUCUUAUGUAACUUUGUAAAAUUGUCACGGCCAAUCCGGGUCGUUCAAUGCGUGACGGAUUAUCGACUGAUAGUGCAGCGACGACGCGAAUACAAAGGAUAAA
This is a messenger RNA of Cephus cinctus (wheat stem sawfly), 11119 nucleotides long. RefSeq names its product inactive rhomboid protein 1 (gene rho-5). The transcript has 18 exons. NCBI's taxonomy places the organism in Eukaryota, Metazoa, Arthropoda, Insecta, Hymenoptera, Cephidae. The record is from RefSeq and is a predicted model, not a curated record. Gene Ontology annotation, cellular component: endoplasmic reticulum membrane. Gene Ontology annotation, molecular function: serine-type endopeptidase activity. The coding region runs from base 2362 to 7626 and encodes 1754 amino acids. Gene Ontology annotation, biological process: regulation of epidermal growth factor receptor signaling pathway; regulation of protein secretion.